Messenger RNA from Scomber scombrus (Atlantic mackerel), 2871 nucleotides. RefSeq names its product centromere protein T (gene cenpt). The record is from RefSeq and is a predicted model, not a curated record. Gene Ontology annotation, cellular component: kinetochore. Gene Ontology annotation, molecular function: protein heterodimerization activity; DNA binding. NCBI's taxonomy places the organism in Eukaryota, Metazoa, Chordata, Actinopteri, Scombriformes, Scombridae. Gene Ontology annotation, biological process: kinetochore assembly; mitotic cell cycle; chromosome segregation. The transcript has 14 exons. Bases 127 to 2493 code for a protein of 788 amino acids.
CAGAGGAAGCUCAAAUCUGCAAAACAUGACACUGUCGUCACUUGAGCUCCGUUUGUUUGAGACACUGUUCGCCUAAUUUAUCAACAGCUGCAGCUUAAAGACGGUAAACAUUAGCCAACAGCGGAGAUGGACUCAACGGAGGACUUGUCUGCUCGGGUCCUGCUGAGACGUAUUCUCACUACCGAGACACCCAGGACUCCAAUCACCCGCAGUACCUCAGAAAAACAGGAUACCAGCGAGAUCCGGCGCAGUGCCAGAUUAAGCAAGAAAGAUGCUGGUGGCCAAACCCCACAGGGCAUCUUACGGCGAAGCCUGAAACAUAAGUUACGUGAGAGUAUAUCCAAGACAUCUCCGGUGCCUGUUAAAAGGAGAACCACUGUGUUCAGAAAUACACUUGAGUCUGCCCGGGCCUCAGAGCUGUUUGAUGAGGGAGACACACCAAGGCACAUACUGAUGAACAUACUGCGGACAGAGCCUGUGAGGUCCCCUGUUAUUCAUGAGAAAGCUCCCUCAGAAGAGCCACAGCCACCGUCAGCCAACUCCAGCAUUACCAACAGGCAUUAUAGUAUUGAGCUGUCAGGGUUGGAGCUGUCUGAUGUAACCAUUGGUGCUGCAGCAAGCACCGCAAGGGGACUGGGCAAAAAGAGACCACGUCGCAGCCUCAAUGUAACUGCUUUUGAAAAGCGACUUCAGGAUGGAAUUGAUGUUGAAAAUGAAGAAUCAAGAGAUGACCAUUCAUCACUUUCUUUGUCAAGUUCCACUUCACUGAAUCUGAAAACACCGUUUGUGGAUGUUCACACUGAGAAAAGAGGCCUGCAGAGAAGGGUUCCUAAUGGUCGCAAAAUCACAGUGGAGGAAUUUGGCGCUAAGCUGCAAAUGGAAGGGUUGGAUAGCAUUGCACCAGUGGAGCGGACUCUCAGUGAGACCACCCAUUUGGAGGGCUUCACCUUAGGGCAGACCAAGCUCAGUGAACCUGAUCUCACAAUUGACAUCAUCAACUGUGACACAAAGAACUAUGACCAGACUGAUGGCAUGACAUCCAACUCUUCCAUUGUUGCAACGCAGGACAAGCCCACCGUAAUGGCAUCUCAGCUUCAGAGAGAGAUGAGCGACAUGGAGCAGGAGGAGCAGUUGGAAGUGGAGCAGAGCCGGCUGGAGAAGGAGAAAUCUGCGGAUCUGUUUCAAACAGAAGAGGGAUCUGUGGCAGAACCUCAAGAUGAAGAGUGUGUUUCUCAGUCAGAGAAAGAGGGUACAGCUGAUUGUCAACCUGAAGAUGCUAUAGCCAUGUCUGAAUCUGAAGAUGCAGCUGAAUCUCAAACUAAUGAAAGGGAUGAUACAGCUGACUCUGAGGAAGAGGAAAACAGAGUGGAAUCUCAAACAGAGGAGGAAGGUGCAGCCGAUUCUCAAACUAAAGAGGGUGUUGCACCUAGUUCUCACACUGAGGAAGAGGAGGAUGCUGAGGAAAGUCAAAGUGAUCAGCAGGAUCCUGCAGGAAAUUCUUUAUCUGAGGAAGAAGGUGGCGUAGCUGAUUCUCAGACUGAAGAUGAGAAUGAUGGAGAACAGAAGGAUGAACACAUCAGCCGAAGGGCUCAUCACUCUGAGGGUGGACUCAUUAUGGCUGUUACAGAGGCAGAGGGGGAUUUAGCAGACGCCAAAGAGGCAGGAUGGUCUGAAGGCAAAUCUAAAGCACACAGUGCCAGUGAUUUACACAGUGGACUGGAAAUGGGAGGCCAUGAGAGCAAUCAGCUUCUUACUGGGAUGUCUGACUUGGCUGAGUCCUUAGCUGAAGGACUUGAGCAGAAUGAUGUCUCUAAGACAGAGGAAGAACCUGAUGCUGAAAAAGAGAACUUUCCUCCUCCGGAGCUGACGGAAGAUAUCGUAGACAGCGACCGUCUGAGUGACGCUGCACCUGAAGAGGCUGCAGCCUCGGACACUGCUGAACAGGAGGAGGAGUGGGAAGAUGAAGAAGAUGAUGAGGAGAGUGAGGAGAGUGAUGAGAUCCCCAUGAAGACUCCAGCAUUUGUCAAAGAGAAAAGGAACUUUUUCCUCUCUGAUCCUCUGGCCUCACCUACUGCUUUUAAGAAUAUUCAAGCCGGUGAUGAAGGUUUACCUCCUGCUAAAGAAAAGCAGGUGCGACAGAGGAAAACUGGAGCAGCUAAGACGAAAACAGCCCUUCCCAAGAGCUACCUUAUGAAUGUUUUCAAACACUUUGCCAAAACAAAGGUCUCUGCGGAUGUUUACCCUGUCCUACAACAGACAAUGGACUCAUACUUUGACCGCCUGGCAGACGACUUGGAGACAUACGCUGUUCAUGCAAAGAGAAAAACCAUAGAGGUUGAAGAUGCUGUACUCCUAUUAAAAAGGCAGGGUUAUGUGAACGAUAAGGUGCCGGUAGAAGUGCUUAUUGAAAAAUAUCUUCGCAUGGAUCAGCGAAAGCUCCUGAUCCCCAUCGCAACCAGUGGAAAUGUUGUUAUCCCUAAAAAGCGGAGAUGAAUUCCUUGAAAACAGCUACAUUUGUGGUUGUUGUCUGGGCAUCUCGUGGACUGCUACACAUUUUAAUUACAAUGCAUUUGAGUUUGACAGUUGAUGUCUCCAUUUUUCAUUACAAUAAGUAAUAAAGUAUUUCUAUUUGAUUUUUGUAUAGCUUUUUCUUUUUCAUAUUAUCAACUAAAACAAAUCACACUUGUGCCCUUAUUGUAUUGAGUGGGGGAGGAGUGUUUAUUCAUUCAUCAUUUCAUGUAUAUACUUUCUUUAAUGACAGUGUGAAACAAAUGAGGAUUUGUAGAUGUCUAAAAUAAACAAAUAUUCCCUGAUGUUUCAUAUUUCAAUGCUUUAUUAGCAGCCAUUGAUAAGUUGAUUCCUGAACUGAAA